CAAUAUCAAACAAUCUUCACAUGAAUCUGUCUGUCAAAAAGAUUCAUGUAAUAAUAAUUUUCAACAAUUUAAUUGUGGGUAAAUCAGGUAUAUAAUAAUUUAAAUAUAUAUAAUUUGGAUAUAAAUAUUAUAUUUAUUAAGUUAAAGACUGUAAAUGUCGAGAGAUACAUUCAAUUAUACAUGGAAUAUCUUCGGAAGAAAUCGAUCCUGUAGUGGAAUCAUACAAUAAUGAUCUACUGAAAGAUAAAAAUUUGAUAGAGCAGACGCUAUGUCAAUGUCACGCUCGUAAGAUGUAAUACAAAUACUUCCAUUCUAUGUAACAAUUAUUAAUUGACUAUUUUUUUUAUUUUCUAGCAGAGCUUAUACUUUACCUGUGAAGUACAAGAAUGGUAAAAAUUUCAGUAUUUUAAAUUAUUUACACUAUCAUUAAAUUAUUAUUUUUAUUAUUAUUAUUAUUAUUUUUUGGUUUUUGUUUCAUAUUUAAAAAUUUUAUAAAUUUUUAGUUUGCUAUAAUUUUAAUUAUGAAAAUCCAAAUAGAUUACUGAUUUUCUUUUUAUAACUUUUAUAACUUAUUAUAAUUUUACUUUAAAGAUCUUUCAGAUGUACGAAGACCAUUUUGGUGCCCUUUUAAAUGGAAGUGGCCAAAAAGAGAAAUAGAAAGAAAAAAUAAAACAUACGAAGUGAAAUUAACACCAAAAAAAUGUCCUCAUUACACGGAGGUAGACUGCAAUAUAUAUAUUAUAUACACAUUAAUAAAAUAAUAUUGUUUUAUUUUUCCUUGUAUUAUUAAGUACGAACAUUAAAUAUAAAAGAUGUACAAACAAUUAUUAUACUUGAUGCAUAGUUAACAAUGAACUUCGUUUAGCCCAUUAUGUGCUGUGAAAUAAUGGAAGGGAUACCACAUAAAAAAAAAGAUACUGUUCCUGAACUAGAGAAAGUAAAAACUCAUGAAGAGAAAAAAAAAAAAGAAGUAGUAACAGAGAAAAUUGACAUCUAUUACUUUGAUCAUGGGAACUCUGCAUAUUAUCGAACAACGGAUUCACCGCCCGUAUUAAUAACCGAAAAAUGUGCCGAGAAAACCGAUCAAGCAGCGAUUCGUUUUUGGGCCGAAAUAUUUGGGACUAUUCAUAUCGGCACUGCUUUCAUCACAGCAUUUAUUUUACAAUUAAUUCGAUUUAUACUUUAUAGUAUAAUCAGACCACUGACAGUGGGCAUUUUGCAAUUGUUUGCGGACUAUUUUAUAAAACCCCUAUUGUCAAUUGUGUUCAAUGCCCUCAUACAGCCUGUAUUGAUAUUGUUAUACAAUAUCGCAACAUCUUUCAAGGAUCUUUGUGAACCUAUCGCAGAAGCGAUAGGAUUGUUCUUACGAGAAAUCGCUCACGUGUGUGCGGCAAUUCGAAUCGUCGAAGUGAAACAGGGUACCGCUCCCUCGGUUGCUUGCACUUGAUGAUUGAAUAGAAGAAGAGAGCAAUUCUGAAUGACGAAUAUGAAAUAUACUUUGUUUUAAGGGAAUAAGGUACAAAACUCAUAAUAUUUUGCGAUUCGUAAGAAAAUAGCACCAUGUAAGUGUUGACUUAAGUUACUUCAAAAUAACUGUUUCCAAGUUAUUUUAACUUCACACUCCUAUCUUGUACUAUAUCUGUUUUAUUGUUUAAGGUUCAAAAGAUGAAAGAAAAAACGAUUUAUUACAUCUACUAAUGAUUGAUUCUAUCUUGAUUUUGAGUUAUGAAAAAAAUUGAAGUAAAAACUGAAUUAUGAUUAAAUAGAGUGAAUCAGUUUUAACCCUUUAAGGUCUAAGUAUGUUAACUAAGUACAGGCCUUUAAUAGAUAUCGUUACUUAGAACAUCCACCACGAGGCCAUUUUUUUAUAACAUAUUUAUUUCUCUGAAUAUAUACGAUAUUCAAAAUACUAAGUCUCAAAGGGUUAACAAAGAACUAAAUUCUUCUAUUCGAUAUACUUAUAAAAAGAACUUAAUACAAAGUGUGCGUAUGAAAAGUAUCUUUCUUUUACUAAAUCACAAAUUUUAUCCGUUGUUCUUCUGUAGAUGAUGAUAAAUUAUCUCGAUCAUCAAUUUGAAAAGGCAUUGUCCCAGGAUAGAAUGAUGUGAACUGAAGAAAAAUUUGAAAAUAGCUGUCUGUAAUAGCUGUUCAAGUUUUAACGAAUAUAACACAUGCCUUAACACCAGGUAUAUAUUUGGUAUUAUUUAAACUUUACAAUAUUAUUAUCAGUUUCAUUCAUUUUGUUAUUUUUUGUUUUUUUUUUUCUUUUUUCUUUUUGUUUUUACAGAACAAAUUAUCCUCUUAUAGCAACUAACUUCGUCAAUAAUAAUCAAUAAUCAUCCUUCAUCUCUUUCGUAUAUCUUACUGUUUAAUAAAUUAUGUACAAUCUCACAAACAACAAACGGAGGAACCUAAUUACAUCAUGUAGUUGUUCACACUUCGCUAUGUACAGGUACUACUAGUUUUUACAGAAUUGCGCUUUCGCUCCACCUGCGUAUGUAGUCGUUAAUGCUUAAACUCUUGUCGUUCGCAUAUUCUAUUUAAAAAACAAAACAGAAAAGAGAAAGAAAAAAGAGAAGAAAAAUAGAGAGAAAAAGAAAGAAAAAGAGAAAGAGAAAGAGA
Messenger RNA from Apis laboriosa (Himalayan honeybee), 2622 nucleotides. RefSeq lists its product as uncharacterized. Bases 872 to 1447 code for a protein of 191 amino acids. NCBI's taxonomy places the organism in Eukaryota, Metazoa, Arthropoda, Insecta, Hymenoptera, Apidae. The record is from RefSeq and is a predicted model, not a curated record. The transcript is spliced from 2 exons.